Darwinula stevensoni is the source of this 1214-nucleotide messenger RNA. The record is from the annotation of a GenBank genome assembly. NCBI's taxonomy places the organism in Eukaryota, Metazoa, Arthropoda, Ostracoda, Podocopida, Darwinulidae.
GCAAAAAAUUCGAACCCUUAUUGCUUGUACCGAUUGCAUUUGGUGUAUUGUUGGCCAAUUUUCCAGGUGGGAAUAUGGGUGUCAUCCCUUCUGACGAAACCAAUGGCAUCAUGUAUCUCACCAUAAUUCAAAUAGCAAAUGAAUAUGGUAUCAUGAAUAUGCUGUACUAUCUUUUGAUCAAAACAGGCUUAUUGCCACCAUUAAUAUUUAUGGGUGUAGGCGCUCUUAUUGAUUUUGGGCCGAUGCUUAGGAAUCUUCGUUUAGCGUAUUUUGGGGCAGCUGCACAAAUAGGGAUCUUUACCGUAUUGAUGGCUGCUACGGCAUUAGGAUUUACACUUAAAGAGUCUGCUGCCCUAGGUAUUAUUGGUGGUGCUGAUGGCCCUACAGCCAUUUACACAGCUAUCGUUUUGGCUCCACAUUUAUUAGGUCCUAUUGCAAUUGCUGCUUAUUCCUAUAUGGCUUUGGUUCCUGUGAUUAUUCCUUUGGUUGCAAACCUAACCAUGUCUGAGAAUGAAUUUAGAAUCAAUAUGAAGGAACAAGAUAAAUUGUAUCCACCUACGCAAGUUUUUAAAAAUCUUAAACUUUUAAAAAUAGUUUUUCCCAUCGUCUUGUGUAUAAUUGUCUCUUUGCUAGUGCCAUCCGCAGUACCACUCGUUGGGAUGCUGUUGUUUGGUAAUUUGGUCAAAGAGAUCGGCACAGACACACAUAGACUUUUUUCGGCAGCAUCGGAAACUAUUCUAAAUACAGCCACCAUAUUUUUGGGUUUGACAGUAGGAGCGACAAUGACGUCAGCGACAUUUCUACAGUCACAAACUUUGAUGAUAAUCGUUGUCGCAGGUGGAAUUUAUGCCGUUAAACUGUACAAUAUCUUUGCAAAGAAAAAAAUUAAUCCAUUGAUCGGUGCAACAGGGCUGAGUGCAGUCCCGAUGUCUUCUAGAGUAGCAAAUGAAAUGGCGCUCAAAUAUGAUCCGACCAAUCAUAUUCUCCAAUAUGCUAUGUCGAGCAAUAUCUCAGGCGUUAUAGUUUUUUGUGGCUCAUCUAGGGGGAAUGGCGAUUCCUUUAUGGAAGGUGCCAUAACAAUGGCGGAGUUUCUCGCAGAUCGUGGUGUAGCUAUCGUAUACGGUGGUGCCAAAGUAGGUCUCAUGGGAGCUGUGGCAGAUGCAGCACUUCGCAAAAAUGGAAAGGUCAUCGGUGUUAUACCUGAUUUUAUAAAA